This is a messenger RNA of Mitosporidium daphniae, 1242 nucleotides long. RefSeq lists its product as uncharacterized. Lineage: Eukaryota; Fungi; Microsporidia. The transcript is spliced from 2 exons. The record is from RefSeq and is a predicted model, not a curated record. Gene Ontology annotation, biological process: mitochondrial L-ornithine transmembrane transport. Bases 1 to 1242 code for a protein of 413 amino acids. Gene Ontology annotation, molecular function: L-ornithine transmembrane transporter activity.
AUGGGCGAUGAUGCCGAUAUUGCGCGUUUUCUCAGCAGAAAUGGUAUUGGAAAGGAUGGGGUGCAGAGCGCUCAUGGCGAACCCACGGCGCAAAAUCCCAAAGACCAUAUCAGAACCGUUCACACGGAAGAUGCAGAAUGUUUUUCCGAAGAAUCUGUUAACAAAUGGAUGGCAACAUGUGGCACACGACAUGAGCGUCUGUCAAUAUGCAGUUGCACAAAGUUAAAUUUAAUGGCCAUAGCCUCAACGCCAUCGACAUCGGUAAUUGCCGCUGAACAGCGGCAAUCAUCUGUCCCGGAAACACCGCGCACUAGCGGUAUUGUCAUGGAGGCUCCAAGCAUAGCCGAAAGGGCGCUUCGAUUUUCAAAGGACUUUGCAGCCGGAUGGAUCGGCGGCAUCGCUCAAGUGCUUGUGGGGCAGCCGUUUGACACGGUCAAGGUGUUACUCCAAUCCUCGUCGCGAAGCUCUGCAGCCUCUGGAGGCACGAUGCGUUUUACGCUUGAUACCAUCAAGAAGGAAGGCUUCGCCGGGCUGUACAGGGGAACCACGGUCCCGUUGUUCGGAAUUGGGUUGUGUGUCUCUGUCCAGUUUGCGGCUUUGGAGCAAAUGAAGAGGUUUUUCAGUGCAAAUAGAAUUUUGGGAGCCAAUAGCGACAGCGGAAAAACGGCACAAUUGUCACUUGGCCAAAUGGCGGUCAGCGGCUGCGUGGCCGGGAUUGCAAACACGGUCUUUUCCGGGCCCGUGGAGCACAUCAGGAUCAGGCUGCAGGCGCGUACAGAAAAUUUUACCGGUGCCACCGAUUGCAUCAGGCGUAUCUAUGGCGGGGGUGGGCUGCGGGCCAUAUACCAGGGGCAGAUUAUGACGAUGCUACGCGAUGGCGUCGGUUUUGGCGCCUAUUUCUUCUCAUAUGAGGCACUGGUGGCUCGACACCAGAAUGCGACCAAGGUCGCACGCUCAAAAAUAGAGACGUGGCGCCUUAUGGCAUAUGGAGCGAUCGCUGGCGUGUCCUUCUGGAGCGUUGCGUUUCCCUUUGACGUGAUCAAAACGAAAAUCCAAGUCGAUUCCUAUAAAUUGGGAGAGAAAAGAAAAUUUCCGACCGCACUAGCGUGCGCAAGACAUAUUUUUUCGACGGACGGGGUUUCUGGCUUCUUUAGGGGGUUCGUGCCUUGCUUUUUGCGCUCAGCACCUGUCAAUGCGGCCACAUUUGUGGCGUUCGAAUAUGCAAUGAGGGUUUUGAAUUAA